Drosophila willistoni is the source of this 648-nucleotide messenger RNA. RefSeq names its product enhancer of split m4 protein (gene E(spl)m4-BFM). The record is from RefSeq and is a predicted model, not a curated record. NCBI's taxonomy places the organism in Eukaryota, Metazoa, Arthropoda, Insecta, Diptera, Drosophilidae. The transcript has a single exon. The coding region runs from base 74 to 526 and encodes 150 amino acids. Gene Ontology annotation, biological process: Notch signaling pathway; sensory organ development.
CGAGGAUCAGACAUCAUUCGAGCUCAACGCUUCGUACAGUAAACAACUCAACUCAACUAAAACACAAGCAAAUAUGUGCCAGAACACAAUCAACAACAACACCAACACCAUGACUGCCAUCAAAUCGAACAAGAAGCUGUCUUACAGCGUCAAGAAACUCCUGCAAAAGAUCUUCAAGCAGCAAGCCGAGAAGGAGGAGCAACAGAACUACAUCAACUCCAAGAAGGCCAGCUCAUUGGAAUCUCUGGAAUCCAUUGAAAAUAGCCGCAAUGCUGAUCUGGAAAACGCAUCCAUUGAAUCCUUCGAGAACGAAGCCAAUGAACGUCUCUCCGCCUCUUGCGACAUGGAGGACUACGAAAUGGAGCAAAUGCCCACAGUUCCAGUUCACUUUGUGCGCACUGCCCAUGGUACCUUCUUCUGGACAGCCGCCUCCGAUCUGCCAGCCGACAAUGAUCUCAUCGAGCCACUCUACUGCAGCACCUCAAACGAAAUUGCAGUGCCACAGGAUCGUUGGGUUCAGGCCUAAGUGACCUCCACAUCCACAUCGGUCGUCCAAACAAACGUCUUCCAAACCAGCUUUAAUUCGUCUUCCGUUAAUUGAUAAACAAUUAACAUGCAAGCCGCAAACAAAAAAUACUAUUUACUCAA